CUCGUUUCUCAUAGUACUGUAGAAGCGAAGCGGAGCGGAAGAAGAUUAACAAAAAAAAAAACCUAAACUCACUCUUUUUGCUCUGAGAUUUUUUUUUUUGCGAAUUUGGGCCGGCGUCGAUGGAGCUACGCUCCCACAAGAAUGCGAUUCUUCCGGUUACUAGUAGCGGAGAUGGUGAGGUCAAUGCUAAUGACUAUAUACUACGAUCAAAUGCAAACACUAAAGGAAAGUGGCAGAUCUUGAGAGAAGAUGCUCAGGGAUGGAUUGAUAGACAUAUGGCGGCGGAGGGUCUUGCUUUUGAUCAGCAGAACGCUGUCACUGCUGACCCGCCUCCAGAUUUGAUUAUGCCGCUAUUAAGAUACCAAAAGGAAUUUUUGGCCUGGGCAUCAAAACAUGAACUAUCACAUGUAAGAGGAGGUAUUCUCGCUGAUGAGAUGGGAAUGGGCAAAACCAUACAAGCCAUCUCUCUCGUUCUUGGCAGACGACUAGCUGACAGAGCCCUAUUCCGGAAACCAGUUGGCUGCACCCUUGUGCUUUGUCCUCCUGUUGCUCUUUCUCAGUGGUUAGAUGAGAUUUCUCGGUUGACAUCCCCGGGAUCCACCAAGGUUCUUGUAUACCAUGGGGCCAAGAGAGCCAACAUUGUUAAAGAAUUCAUGAACUGCGACUUUGUUUUGACAACGUAUUCCACACUUGAGUUUGAAUCUAGGGCGAUAAGGAAGAAUGCAGGAGUCGACACAAGAGAGUCUCCUUUACACUCUAUUAAGUGGAAUCGUAUCAUUUUGGAUGAGGCUCAUGGUAUCAAAAACGCCCUUAGUCACACUGCAAAAACUGUUUUUGCUUUGGAGGCUACCUACAGAUGGGCUCUGAGUGGUACCCCUCUCCAGAAUCAUAUUGGAGAGCUUUACUCGCUGAUUCGCUUCCUUCGAGUUUACCCAUACUCAUAUAUUUUUUGCAAGAAAUGUGACUGUCAAGUUCUUGAUCUCAGUGCGCGUGAAAGCUGUCUCAGAUGUCGUCAUUAUGCAGUUCAACAUGUCUGUUGGUGGAGAAAGAUUGUGGCCGAACCAAUAAGAAUAUAUGGAAGCUUAGAACGGGGAAAGAGAGCCAAUAUAUUGCUUAAACACAAAGUUCUUAAUGAAAUCUUCCUAAGACGUACUAAAUUAGGCCGGGCAGCUGACCUUGCUCUUCCUCUUAGAAUCAUCUCUCUGAGGCGGGAUGCACUAGAUACAGCAGAAGCCGAUUACUAUGAAUCACUAUACAAAGACAGCCAGGCAAAGUUUAAUACGUAUGUUCAGGCUGGGACAUUGAUGAAUAACUAUGCAAAUAUAUUUGGUCUUCUUACACGUCUGAGACAAGCUGUUAAUCAUCCACACCUUGUGGUGCAUUCUAGUUCUAGUGGCGCUAACACCAACUUGCUUGAUGAGAACAAAAAUGAACAAGAAUGCGGUGUCUGCCAUGACCCAGCCAAGGACUACUUUGUGACUUCCUGUGCACAUGUGUUGUGUGAUUCUUGUUUGGUUGGUUCACCUACAUCCCUGGGAAAAGUCAUCUGCCCAACAUGCUCAAAACUAGUGAGUGUGGAUUGGAAACCCAAAGCUGACACAGAACAUCAGACAAGCAAGACAAAGCUUAAAGGAUUUAGAGCCUCUAGCAUUUUAAAUCGGAUAAACCUCAACUGUUUUCAGACAAGUACAAAGAUUGAGGCUUUGAGAGAAGAAAUCAGGUUCAUGGUUGAAAGAGAUGGGUCUGCCAAAGCAAUAGUUUUCAGCCAGUUCACAUCAUUCUUGGACCUGAUUAGUUACGCUCUGGGGAAGUCUGGGGUUAGCUAUGUUAAAGUGGUGGGAGGCAUGUCCAGGGCAGCUAGAGAUGCUGCAGUCAAUAAAUUUAAAGAAGACAAAAACUGCAGAAUUUUCUUAACUGGAUUGAAAACUGGAGGGGUUGCUCUAAAUCUAACAGCCGCUUCGCAUGUGUUCAUGAUGGACCCGUGGUGGAACCCAGCGGCUGAGAGGCAAGCACAGGACAGAAUACAUAGGAUCGGACAGUACAAGCCUAUCAGGGUAGUAAGAUUCAUAAUGGAGAAAACAGUAGAGGAAAGGAUACUGACGCUUCAAAAGAAGAAAGAAGAACUGUUUGAAAGUACGGUAGGUGACUCGGAUGAAGGCGCUGUACCAAAACUGAGUGAAGACGAUAUCAGGUCAUUGUUCGCAUAACCAAAUCGUGUAGAAGAACAUGACGUUUUCUUUUGUAUAGGCAAACAAAGAAGUUCACAAGAUUAGGUUGAAUGUUCGUGGUCAAAUUUUUAAGAACAAGACACUCGGCCUAACAUGUAUUUUUAGUGCUUCUUAAUGGAUAGACAUUUGUAUUCUUCCACGCAGUUUGUAACUGUUAGAGCUCUUGUUUGUAUAGAUUGAUACAAUUUGGAUCACAAAACUCCUCCUUGUCGAAAAUUAGCUGUUUGAAUUGAGCCAUAGGAC
Molecule: messenger RNA, 2471 nt
Organism: Camelina sativa (false flax)
Lineage: Eukaryota; Viridiplantae; Streptophyta; Magnoliopsida; Brassicales; Brassicaceae
Product: P-loop containing nucleoside triphosphate hydrolases superfamily protein
Biological process (GO): nucleotide-excision repair
Cellular component (GO): nucleus
Molecular function (GO): ATP-dependent activity, acting on DNA; ATP binding
Source: RefSeq, a predicted model, not a curated record